GAAAUAUUAAAAACAGACGCUUCAGUAGGAUCUUCGUACAACGGUCGCUUCGAUUUGCGUUUUCAUUCUCAUCCCGCAGGGUCACGACCCUAGGGGUUGACAAAAUCAAAAUGGUCGUUUUGGUCCAACCAGAGCACCGGCGGCCUAUGGUGGAGCAACAUGUCGAUCCCAGUCCCAGUAGUACGAAGAUGUUGAGCAUAUCGGCAAAGGAGCACGAUCAGCAGCAUCUUCCAGUUCAGCCCAAAAACUCGCUUCCAGGAGGUCGCUCUUCCUACCAGCGAAUCCUUCAUAAACGGCCGUCCGCGAGUAGUACCGAAAUCGUCAACACGUUUCUGGCGCCGAUCGAGGAGAAAGUCCUAGAGGAACAACAAUGGGACCACGACGACGGCGACAACCUGGAUCUUCAUGCGAUCGUGCAGAACGAACAGGACAAAAACAAAAAGUUUGAGCCUGAAAAUACUAACCGCAUUCUCUUCAGCACAAGCAAACCUGCCUCCUCGAAGCAGCAGAUUGGACUGGAUUUCCUGGGCGAGACGUGCGAGCCGGGCUUGCUUGCUUCGACUUUGACCGCUUCGAGUUCGUCGGCGGGACGAUCUGGGACUACUUCAGGAGCUGCUUCCUCUUCCAGUUCGAAGGAGUCCGCGGCGGGUAAAGAGGAUGCAAAGCAGAAUUUCCCAACCAAGGAAAUGGAAAGAACUGUAGGAAUUUAUUCCACCGGCUACGCUGGUGGUGCUGUUGAUCAGCAUGUAGUUCACCAGAACAAAAAUAGCAGGCCUCCGUCUGCUACCUCUUGUGCGGCUUUCGAACCUGGUGAAGGAGGUACUAGGGCUAGCUCCAGCAAAUCCUCGCAGAAUUUUCGCACUUCAGAGGUCGAUAACAAGACGGAAUGGAGUGAAGACGCGGAGGACCAGUGCAACGGCGAUCAUCUUCCCGAGCGGAGCUCGGUGUCAUCUCCAAUAGCAGGUCAACAGUCUGGAGUUUCUGCUGGGGGACAAUCGUCAGGGAAGAUCGUGUUUGUUGAUCGCUCAACGAAUCGAGGCCCUUCUUCGGAAGAUCUGUUGCAGGCAGAAGGUCACGAUGUGGCAUCGCGCUCCGGAAGCAGAGGUCAGCAUCCCCUUCUGGAACAGAAUGUUCGUCCGGAAGAUCGUCCGGAGGCCGGUAUGUUGAAGGUGACGGCGCGGAACCAGAACAAAACGAAAGCCGAGGCACCACCAUUUGCCCCCCCGAGUCGGGGACCCGUAUGCCUACCUGUUUGCGACACAUCCUCGUCCUCUUCUUCUCUUUACGCAGGUUCCCCAGGAGCGUUCGAGCACAACAUGGUGCCCACGAACAAUCAAAUCGCGGCGGCUUGGAGCCCCAGAAGUUGUCUUGCGACCCCCUUACUUCCGCCUCCGCCAGUCGCCGAUUAUCAAAAUAUGUUGAAACAGCAACCUGCCAACAACGGCUCGGCGUCGGUCCAGCUGCAAACUCGAAAAAUUGAGUACUAUUGCGAGGAGUGCAAGAAGCGAUACAAAGUUCUUGCAGCCGGCAGCGGGCCGGCCGGUGUUUUUGGUAGCAAACCAGGUGCUAGCAGCACUUCUGCAACAUCAGCAGCUUCAUCGAAUAAAACUGGUGCGGUAAAGAAAUCCUGUCUGCAGAACCAUUUUGUGCGGGUCCGCAAGAACCAGCCCAACAUCGGGGACCACGUGUACACGACUCGUCUGAAGGUUGACAGUCUGUCAAAUCUGUUCCAGUUCUCCACCCUGUCGCACUUUGUGUACGACAAAACCUGGCUGCCCUGUUUGCCCGAGCGGCACGGGAUCUGCAUCGGACCGGAUAAAAUCGCCACCUUCACCUACGACACGGAGUCGUGGUAUCAGGAAUCCGGCCUCGUGUCGUUGCAGGCGAUCUCGAUUGACGAGUUUCUCGGCGUGAAAAAGCAGGCGGACAACGAUCACACAUCAAGAGCAAGAGGCAAGCAGGAGGGAAAUAUGGCUGCAGGUGAAAAAGAGGAGAUCGGGCAGCUGGGUGCUUCGAAAAGCGCCGCAAGUAGUAGCUCCACGGCCGUUACACCGUGUGCAGCCGCGUCCGAAAAUAAAGCCGCGAGCAGUGCGAGCGGGCUGAAACAGCUGUAUGUGAGCCACAUCGGCGGCCAGACGUCUAGCAACUACGCGCGGAUGCUUUUGGGAAAACGGGGGUUUUCCUUACCCGCCUGGACCUGCUGGCACGUCUCCGAAUUCGUGAAGAACCGGCUGACCAGCAGCAGCCUCACCCUGCCCAUGCGGUACUACGGUUCGUUCCUUCUCCAGGAUCCGGUCUUUCCGUUUGGUUUUGCUGUGCCAGCGCUGAAAAACGCACUACUGGAUUCCGACGAACCGGAGGAAAAGGAGUGGAAGAGGUGCGACUGCAGCGCGACGGCAGCAGGAGGAGGACUUUCGCGCGGUGCUAAAACCGGUGGAAACGACAAGAACAUCAAAGAAGAUGCUGAAAGAACCAGCGAGAAGCACAGCUACAGUAGGAAAGAGGCAAAAUUUCUUGCCGAAAUAAACCGUGGCAAAGGCAGUAAAACAACAUCUUCAGGAGCAGUAACACCAUCAUCCACUUCGCCUCCCGGAUUUAGUUCGAGUAAACAGGGUCGCGGUGUCAAGCUCAAGUUUUCUUGUGCGCAAAAGCACAGUUUCUGCAACGUCUGUGUAGAGCGGCAUUUCGUUAUCCGCGGCGUCCCGAAAAACUUGUUGCCGUGGUGGAGAACAGAAAAUGACCGGACAAGUAGAAAUCAGGACGGUAAAGUGAAUUCUUCAUCUACCGCUGGUUGUACCUUGCGCCGGAUCGUUUGUCCACACCCACUGUGCUACGAAGUAGUGCAAAUCGCUUGAAGAUGAAUCGGGCUUACUGUGCACUCACGCUGUAGCGUCAUGAAUUCUUUUGAGCUGUACCACUCGUUUCAGUGGCACUUGUAUCUGUAUGUAAUCGCACUCUAUUUUGUUUCGUAGAAAUCGAAAUCCUGCAGGAGUAUGUAAAAAAAAUGUCAGUCAACACGUUCGCAAAUAGUUAGCAUUAGGUAUGUAGUUUCAACAAGUAUAGUUAGCGAUCAGGAUUACGAUUAGAGUCAGAGGGCAAGAAGGACGAUACGAUGUACGCGCGCCGCGUCUGCUUAUUGUUACUCUGAUUCAUCUUCUUGUACUUAUAGCAGUUCUAAUCUUCCCUUGCAUACGGAAUGUAUCGGUUUAUCGUGGUAUUCAAAAAGCCUCAACUUCGGAAUCAUGUAUCACCCCUGACAAGAAGGCAGAUUGCAAAGAAGAGCGCGAACGCACAAAAUAGUAUUCGAAAUUCGGCCCAGCGAAGCUGAAGAGUAGAGAAAUUGAUACCGCAU
Amoebophrya sp. A120 is the source of this 3352-nucleotide messenger RNA. The record is from the annotation of a GenBank genome assembly. NCBI's taxonomy places the organism in Eukaryota, Dinophyceae, Syndiniales, Amoebophryaceae.